Messenger RNA from Condylostylus longicornis, 345 nucleotides. RefSeq names its product small lysine-rich protein 1. The transcript has 2 exons. The record is from RefSeq and is a predicted model, not a curated record. Bases 1 to 345 code for a protein of 114 amino acids. NCBI's taxonomy places the organism in Eukaryota, Metazoa, Arthropoda, Insecta, Diptera, Dolichopodidae.
AUGCCCCCCAAAAAAAAGAAACGUAAUAGUAAAGAUGCUAAUGGAGCGGCAGCUGCUACUGUUACCGCUGUUGCAAGUGAUGGAGCAAAAAGUGGAGAAGGUAAUGGUGAAGAAAAUGAGGGUGGCGAAGCUAAUGGUGGUGAAACUGGUGGUGCUGGCGGUACUAAAAAAAAAGGAAAGAAAAAAGGUGGUGCAGCAAAAGGCAAAUCAUUUCAAUGUGAUAUAUUUAAUGAUGCAGCAAUGGAUAAUGCUUACUAUUGCUGCCAUAAUGUGCAAGAUGUUUUAAAGUCACGUGGUUUUGCAUGGCCUGAAGCACAAAAGAAGAAGAAGAAAGGCAAAAGAUAA